This is a messenger RNA of Hermetia illucens (black soldier fly), 9003 nucleotides long. Its product is annotated as neurobeachin-like protein 1. The record is from RefSeq and is a predicted model, not a curated record. The transcript is spliced from 42 exons. Bases 185 to 8377 code for a protein of 2730 amino acids. Gene Ontology annotation, biological process: intracellular protein localization. Lineage: Eukaryota; Metazoa; Arthropoda; Insecta; Diptera; Stratiomyidae. Gene Ontology annotation, cellular component: membrane; cytosol. Gene Ontology annotation, molecular function: protein kinase binding.
CUGUCACUUACACGAACCUGUCAGCUGUCAUUUGUGUCGUGUUUACAUCAAAACAUCGCGCAACGAACAGGACUUGUGCGCGGCGAACGCGGUAGUGGUUUUCGCAUCACUUUCAAUCCUAAAAAUGCCGUGAAAUUCGCGAAUGUGAUCGCAAAUAUCGUAGAGCAAAGUGCCGUGUGAAAAAAUGGAGACGAAAAAGGACAUUUACAAUUUGUGGGUGCAGUACACGACCAAGAAUGAGGAAUCAUAUUUUCGGCAAUUCAUUUCCGGAUUUGUGACCAUCUGGAAGAGUCAACUCCAAAUUGAUUUCACAAACGCGCCUAAAUGGUCGGAAAUAAAACCUGAUAGCGGUCCGCUUCUAAGUCGGCUUCCUGACGAAUUGCUCCCAGCAAUCGGUAAAUUUAUCAUAAUCGCACGUGAUGAGAUCGAAAGAGAUGCUCUCACUGACGAAAAAUUAUUUGAAACAAAUAUGCUAGUGGAAUGUUUAGUGAUAAUUUGUAGACAUUUUGACAAUAUUAGUACCGUAGCGAAGUAUGAUUACAUAGCCAAUUUAAUAGCGAUCCUUACGAAAAUAUAUCAAAAGAUUAAGACAAACAAUAAGUUGACAAGUGCUGAAGUAAACAUAUUCACCAAAUUCUCGAAUUUACUGGAAGUGAUUUAUGAUCCGUAUUUCACCUGGAGAAAUUUCCUGCAAGGGGAUUUUGCUGAGUAUCGAAAAUUGUCGUAUAAGCCAAAUGUUACACAUGUUGAAAUUGUCCCAUUUAUUUAUGAUUGCUUUCAAUCCGACAACAUUCUGCAAUAUUCAAGUAUUGGAACAAGCUUAGUCGAUGCUUUGAGUUCAAUUAUAGCUGGAUCGCAGAAAUCCUUAACAUCCAUGCAAUGUGUAUCAACUAGCUCUGGUGAAAGGAUAAAUAACCUUAACUGUGAUAAUUUGCGGAAUGGAAUGCGUGCAAUAUGUCCUGCUACAGUUUCCGUGAUUAUUAAACUUAUAUCAAAAUGGGAAUGUAACAGUGAUGUAAGACACGCAGCGCUGAAAUGUUGCUGCCUCAUGAUGAUAGUCUUGCAAAGGUCUAGUCCAGAAGAACGCCAAAUAGAACUUGUUACAAUUAUCCAACAAUACUGUGAUGCCAUAAUAGAAUUAAUGAAAACGACCCAUUUUUGUCGUCAAGAAACGAAGAGAGAGCCAUUUGAAAUUGCCAGCGAUUCUGCUGAAUUUCCAAUUGAUGUGAACGGACUCAUUGCAACCGUCGACACUGUUCGUGAUUUUAUUUCAGAACCAGAAAGCCGUCAUCAUAUUUCCAAUGCACUGAUCGAAACUAAUAUAAUUGAGAUAUUUAUUACAAUUCCUAAUAAUACAAAGGACUGGUCAAUUGAUCAUCAAAAUCUUGGCUUUAGUAUCAUCAGCACUCUUUGUGCCAUUAGUCGCAUAUCGAAGAAAGUCGUGCAAAUUCUAAAAGCACCCGAAAAAAUGGACCGAAUUUUCGAUGGACUGAAAUCAUUCGGAAAGCCAACUGAAAAAUUAUUGAAAAUAUGUUUUGAUUUAGCUUUUGAUAAUAAUAUUGAUAGAAUUUUGAUACCUGAAGUUUUGACGAAGUUGGUUGAAUGGAUUCCCGAAAUGAAUGCUAAAGAACAGAACUAUUUGAGUGCUACACUUUUGAAAGGCUGUGCUUGUAAUUAUGUUUGCAAAUCUGUUGCAUGUGAAGAACGUAUCAUAAAAGUUAUAUGCCAACGUCUACUUGAAUUUAAUAAACUAUCACAAAUUUGUAUACAAAAUUUGAUAAAACUAAUCGAGGAACUAGCGAAACAUAGCAUAACACCUGUCGAGUUGAAGCUUAUUUUUUGGUUACUUCGCGAAAAAGCAGAUUUCCCGCAAAGCAAACAGUUAUUUCAGACAAUUGUUACAAUUUCUUUACACAACUUAAAUUCAGGAAAUGCCUGCACUGAAUUCCUGGAUAUCCAAAACCCCGAAGAGGGUAUAAUUGUGCCAGAUAUUCGAAAUUGGACUAUGUCUGGAUCGUAUGGUUUCAUAUUUCAUGCUUUACUUAGACUGGAUAAACACGUCGAUGAUGACGAACAUACUGAUAGCGGCAACAAAUCCAAAAGGAGAAUGCUGUUCACACUGAUGACAUAUCACGAUACAGGUUUUGAAAUAUUCAUCCAACAAAAUGGAACCCUAGUUGUAGCUGCUAUUACGAAGCGCGAGUACUUGACGUCAUCUGUUCUAUCGAAGACAUUGCUAGAUGGGAGAUGGCAUUUUGUUACUAUCUCAAUAACACCACCAAAGCGCCCUUUCUCGUAUAGUCAAAUAAAUGUUUAUGUGGAUUUUAUACAAAAAUUAAGCGCAACAUUGAAAGCUCAACCAUUUAAUGAGCCAUUCACUUAUUGUGCAAUUGGUUCAGCAUUUCAAAAUCCAAGGCCCUCCUCUUCCGAUAGACAUCAUCAUGCAACGUCCCAUGAUAGUGCAUCAAAAAGCAUGUUGCCGAAUCUUAUCGAAAGGACAUUCUUCCCGCAAAUAGCAUCUCAUGUCCCUAAUUAUUUUACGCUACCACUGAGGAAUACUGGCUCGUUCGACCCGAAUGUUAAAAACUUUCCAGUCGGGAUGCAGGAUAACAUUUUUGGUGAACAAAUUUGCUUAAAGGGCCAGAUAGGAGCUAUUCUAUUGGCAGAACCCACGACUAAUAUGAAAGUUAUUUUCGACGCAGGGGCAAACUUUGCGUCGAUAUUCUCACAAGACAACGAGAUUUUAGAGCUGACUUCAAAGUUUGUGUUUUGUUACUCAGCAACUGCUUGCAGUGGUGGAAUCUGCAUUGAUUUGGUGCCAAGUGGACGAUUUAAUGGCUCUGUAUUAGCCCACCAUUGUAAAACUGUAAAAAUUCAAGAUACAAUCAAUAGUAUAGGUGGCAUUCAAGCCAUUUUACCGAUUUUAAAAAAUCUGACCAAGAAAAAAGGUGAAUUCGAACUGACAUCAGACGUUACUGACCUCGAGGAUAAUCUCAAAACACCAACAAUGGAAGAAUUUUCUGAUUGGGAAAUUCUUUCGUCUAGCUCAUAUGCGGAAUGGAAAAUGAUUCAACAUCCACUAGCGGGAUACCUUUGCUUUUUACGUUAUUUAGCUCAUGACCAUGAUAAGAAUCAGGAAAAUCUCAUCAACACUGAUAGCUUGUCUAUAACCGGAUCAAUGUUGGCCAAAUGCAGUCCGAAACUAUUCGAUGUGCACGCUCUGAUGGCAACGCAUUUGUUCAUUGAAUCAAUGCAAAAUCAAAAGCCUUCUGCCAAUAUGGAUCUUCUGGAUGUCCUGUACAGCGAAAUAGUAUUCAAUUUCAAUAUUUGGUCUCGUAUGCAGUUUCAAAUAACCCUCGGACAUGUUCAAUAUUUGAGUACGAUGAUAAAAGACGACCGAAAAUACUUUCGGAAAAAAUUCGGGAUUCAAUUCUUCCUAGAUAUUAUAAGACAAUAUUAUUCAACACCAGAUAAUAUUAGCUUGGAUGAUGCAGUAACUAUUCGGUCCGCAAUACUGAACAUAAUAAAAUAUUAUAUCCAGAAAGAAGUCAGCAUUAAAGAAAUUGGAGUGAUCAUCUCCUUCUUGGCAUCAGUUAAACAUGAACAUGUAACCAUAGAAGUUGUCGAGAUGCUUCGAUCGCAUCUGAAUGGAAAGAACUGCAAAGAUCAAAUGUUUCUGUUGCUACACGAACCACAAACAGCUGAUUUGCUUUACAAUUUUUUCGUAGAUAAAGCCUACUCAGUUGCAUUACAGGAAGAAGUCAUAAAACUAAUUGAAUGCCUUCUUUCAACUUCGCGAGUGAACACGAGAUAUAAACAGACUUUGCGGCUUCAGGACUCGACAAUUCAAUGCCAGACAUUAUUCCCAGGAUUUUUUUCCCACAUUGUUCCUCUGACGCUGAGCCCGACAAUCAUAUCAAUCAUGAUCGAUCACUUUUUGCUACAAGUAGACGAAGACUAUUGCGGGCUUCUAUUCUUGGUUCAUCAUGUGAGUUUAAGCGAAGUUCCCAUCAAAUUGGAAGUAGCCAAAAAGUUGCUUACAACGACGUUCACUAAGCAGCACUCACCUCUGCUUAUUGCGAAACAAGUUGGUUGGCAGGAGUCAAUAUCGCGACUUCUUAUCCGAAAACCAUUCACGGACGUGAAGCCUGAAGCAAGUCAAAAAAGUUUCGGUGUAAAUUUAAAUGACGUUCUCCUAGAAGAUACUCCAGAAAUGCUUGCGCAGUCCGACUUGAUUAGUUUUGUUGAGCAGUCAAUAGAAAUGGAUAUGGAAAAUGACCCGAAAGACAGUAAUGUUAUUUUAAAUGAAAUUCAAGCCAGUGUUACAGAAGCAGCCAAUGUGAUCGAGAAUGAAAUAAAAGAAUUGGCGGGAUCAGUAUCUGGAGCGGUUGCAGAAAAUUUCGCCAACGUCUACUCUGUAAUCCGACAACGAACUUCAGAAAUCCAAGAUACUUUCGAAUCAUUAGCCAUGGGAGUAUCUACGGAUAAUGACACUGCCUCGUCACGUAAUAGGACAUCAUCGAAUAGUUCGGACGAACCUAGUUCUGUUCAAUCGACCCCAAAAGCCGUCCAAAGGCAUGACACUGAGACAAUGUCCGUUUUUGACUUUGCGCAGGAUAUUGAUGUUGAUGUUGAAGAGCAGUUGGUCUAUCUUGUGACAAAUAUAUUGUUCACAAUUCUUUGGCGAGGAGUCAGUAACGAUUCUUCUAACUCAUGGAAGGAACGCGGUCAGGUAUUAGCUUGUAUUAAUUUGUUGGGAUUGAACAAUGAACUGAUUGCUUCACACUUAACGUUGAGACUACGACUGCUUGAAAUGGGGGUUCAAGCAUCGCUACUUGAUCUAUCAGAGCAUGGAAAUCAAACCGUGAUUAAUCAAGAGCAGAAUGCAGCGCAAAUCCUUCGUAUGGUAUACGACUUGGUGGUCCUCGAUCCCAAUGAAGAUGACUCAAAAAAGUGUUCAACCAAACUUUUAGAUGGAGUGUUGGCCUUACUAGAUGCUCUUAUGGUAUUUCAACAAGUUGCCUCUGACGACUGGUCUGAUAUGAUACGACUAUGUCUUGGCCUAUUGUUAAAGUGUUCACAUCACCCGAACCCUGGAAUUGUUGCGAUGGCAACGGCUAAGCUACAUGGCAUAUUACAAACCCGGAACUCUGAAGAACCUACUGAAAUGGCCUAUUUACUUUACAGUAUAAAUAAAGCUCUUGACUCUGCCAUUGAAGUCGGACAUUCGGAGCAGUACUCGUUCUUGAUGCCAGUUAUGAAAGCUCUUCUGGAUAAAUGUCGAUUUAUUUUCAAUCUUGAUGCUAAUAUGCCAGACUUACCCCCAACAACUUCUGGCCCUGUGUUCUUCAACGAUUUUCAGAUGUAUAGUACCAGUAAAAAGUGGCGGAAUUUUAUAGAAAAAAAGAUUAAACCAUUGCAUGAUUCGUAUCAAAAUGAGAUUGCAACAACACUUUGGGAGCCUUUAAACAUGUUUUGGGCUGAAUGCUAUGAGGCCUGUAAGACUGCCUCGCAAAAACGAGCCGCAUUGCAAUUGGAAAGUCGUCGCCGAUUUCAGCAAAAAAUCAUCAUGCCAUGGCGAGUCCGACAGGUAGAGGAAAUGACACGAUUUAAUACCGCUGCAGUUCAUGCUCGAACUAAGGACAGCACAAUUAAGAGGAAGUGGAAGAGUGCCAAGAGAUUCCUUUAUGGACCUCGAGGGCCAUGGUACAAUGGUGAACCAAAAGAAGAAUUUUGGAAACUAUCAAAUCAUGAAAAUGUGGCUCGAAUGAGGUUGAAGCUUGAACCACAAUUAUAUCCAGAUAAUCACGAAAAUGCUGCAAGACUGCGUGACAAUGCGGUGAACACAAACGAAACCAAACCAAUAUCGGCGGACUUCAACUCUUCCAUAAAAUCUGCCGUUGUUCGAGAUUUUCUAUCUGAGGAUGAAAAUCUAUGGUUAGAGGAGGAGAUGCGUUUAAGUGUUGAACCACAACAUCAAGAUGUACCACUAGAGAAAGCCGUUAUAUCUCAGGAAUGUGAAUUGAUAACUCUCAUGACAAAAGUAAAGGGACGCUUGGAAGUAAAUGCAACUCUAUUUACUUUUGUUGAUUUGAGUCCACCUGGAGAAGGAAAAGAAAAGAUGGACUUCAGAUUUCCAAUCACAAAAAUUCGUGAACUCCACUUACGAAAAUACAAUCUUCGGAGAAGUGCUCUGGAAAUAUUUCUUAUUGACCAAACCAGUUAUUUUCUGAAUUUUACCACCAAGACUCGUAAUAAAAUCUUCACGAAAAUACUAAGUCUUCAACCACCUAAUAUACUUUACGGCUCUGGACGAUCACCACCAGAACUCUUAAGAGCAUCUGGCCUAACACAGAAAUGGGUCAAUAGAGAGAUUUCAAAUUUUGAAUAUUUGAUGUACUUAAACACAAUAGCAGGGCGAUCGUACAAUGAUCUAAGUCAAUAUCCAGUAUUUCCCUGGAUUUUAGCAGAUUACACAAGUGAAGUAUUAGAUUUAACGGAUCCGAAAUCAUUCAGGGAUUUAUCGAAACCUAUUGGAGUGAUCAACCCUAAAAACGAAGCUGAGGUCCGAGCUAAAUAUGAAGGGUUUGAGGAUCCUUCGGGAACUAUUCCAAAGUUUCAUUAUGGCACUCAUUACUCCAAUUCGGCGGGAGUACUACAUUACUUAAUUAGAGUUGAACCGUUUACCUCAUUACAUGUCGACCUACAAAGUGGGAGAUUUGACGUAGCAGACAGGCAGUUCCAUUCAAUACCUCAAACGUGGAAGCUUUUAAUGGACAAUCCAAACGAUGUUAAGGAGCUCAUUCCAGAAUUUUUCUAUUUUCCUGAAUUUUUAAAGAACAUGAACAAAUUUAAUUUGGGACAACUUCAAAUUACAAAAGAAAAGGUUGACGAUGUUAUCUUACCACCAUGGGCAAGCUCCCCUGAAGAGUUUAUUGAAAUUCAUCGUAGGGCCCUAGAAUCAGAAUAUGUUUCGCAGAACUUACACCAUUGGAUAGAUCUAAUUUUUGGCUACAAACAAAAAGGUCCUAAAGCGGUGGGAGCCCUAAAUGUAUUCUAUUAUUGUUCAUAUGAAGGAGCUGUCGAUUUAGACAAAAUCAAAAAUCCCGUUGAAAGGGAAGCAGUCGAAGGUAUGAUAAAUAACUUUGGACAAACACCAUCUCAACUGUUACGUGAUCCUCAUCCCAAACGGUUAACUCAAGAAGAAACAGUGAUGAAGCUGCUUCGUUUAGAACUUAAACGUCCAGACAUAAGUCAAUUCUUCGAUAGAAUAGUUCCAACACAUUGUGAAUUCUCAGUACAGAAAGACCCGAUUAUCUUCCUAAGUGUUCCCAGGAGUCCGCCUCGAUCAUUCCUACAAAUCAGUCCGGAUGUUCUUGUUAGUAUCUCAAAAUCAAGAAUUUUGGGAUGCAAUUCAUGGAUUUCAUUUGACAAAGAUAAAGGAUUUCUUCUGGAGAUAGAUGCCACAACAACUAACUUGAAAAAUCGGAAGCGAAUAUUCGGCCCGAUCCAUCCCUCACUUAACCUCAGCUCCCACAUGUUCGACGUUAGCAUUGAUGGUAAAUAUCUUUAUGCGGCCGGAAUAUGGGACAAUUCACUACGCGUCUAUAGUUUACAUAAGGGCAAAACUAUAGCCUCAGUUACAAGACAUUUAGGCUUGAUAACUUGCUUAGCUCUAGACAACUGCGGUUCGUAUUUAGUGACGGGUUCGAAAGAUUGCACUUGCAUUGUGUGGAGUUUGAGUGGUGCCAAUGGUUCAAUACCGGGAACAGCCAAUCAACCAAGCAGUAAUAAUGUGCCACAAUUGAACACAAAUAAUAGUGUUACCCCGAAACCCAUCACGACGCUUUAUGGACAUGAUGAUUCAAUAUCAUGUGUUGCCAUUUACACGGAGCUCGAUCUCGUUGUUUCAGGAUCAUUGGAUGGAACGGUGAAUGUUUAUACAAUAAAAGAUGGACAAUUUGUCAGAUCUCUCAAGCCAGUAGGCUGCACGGAACCGUACGUCCAGAUUUCGUUCAUAACAAUCUCCUAUCAAGGCCAUAUUGCAUUCAGUGCGCUUGACGAUACAUCUCACUCGGUUCACGUCUACAGCGUUAAUGGGACAAAUCUAGGUUCCAAAUAUGUUUCAGGUCGGGUAACUGGUCUAACUACGGCUGGUGAUUUCCUUGUUGUUGCUGAUGAUGCCGGUGAUAUCACAAUGAGUCGAUUAUAUGGCCUGAAACCCGUCUACGACAUUCCCUUGCAUGUACCAAUCCAGACAGUGGUUGUAACACCUAAUAAUACUCACAUCCUUGCUCCGUUACGAGAUGGCAGACUGGCUGUGAUCGGGGUAUCUACGCCAACAACAAACCGCAAACAUUCUGUUUUGAAUGUUUAAAGCAACAGCCGCUGACAUAUCAUUUAGCCUUGAUACGAGUACAUCAUCAUUCAAGAACAUAUGUACCACGAAACAGGGCUCAAUAAUGAUAGAUAUGUAUAAACACACUGAACUGGUAAUUAAAUAUCAACAAACCGUGAAUAAGUUCAUCCUAGCUUACGACCUUGACUGCAAUCAUCAAAUCAAUUUUCUACCAUUCAACAUGGAGCCUUUAGUGAGCUACAGGAGCCAAAUUACUCGAAACUAUGAAAAAAAUUAGCACCCCGUCCUUUUUAUGUAUGUUAACUGUAUCUUCAAUAAUGCGUUUUUAGUAGAAAUGAUACUUAAUCAAAGUGUUUUAUGUACAAGUAUGAAAAUGUAAACUUUACGAAAAAAGUAUAAUGAUGUUCAAAAAUUAGAAAAUUAGUGGAAAAUAUACAUGAUGGAGACAACAGCAAUUGUUAUUGUGUGCACGUACAGCGAAUUUUAGACAAAAAUUAUAACGCAGAUAUGUAUAUUAUUUUUGGCAACUCUAUUCUACAUCAUCCAAUAAAUAGCGAUAUUGUCAUUGUAUUCAAUUUAUAAUUAUUGUUAUAAGUUAUAUAAAUGAUUGUAUAGAAGAAAAAAACAAUAAAAAUAUUUUUAGA